This is a messenger RNA of Gongylonema pulchrum, 714 nucleotides long. The record is from the annotation of a GenBank genome assembly. Lineage: Eukaryota; Metazoa; Nematoda; Chromadorea; Rhabditida; Gongylonematidae.
AUGAAGAGCAGAUUGUACGGCACUGUCAUGUUACGGGAAUUUCAGGUUGGUGAGGUGGAAAUUGACUAUAUGAAUUGCUCGCUGAGGCCGAUGUAUGAUCUUAAUUACUCUCAGAACGCCACGCUUGUGCAGUUUGUUUUCUGGCUGUUUGGUAUCGCUGUCAAACUGAUUCCAUCAUUCCUGCUCACACUGCUCGUUGUCGGCCUAAUCAGGUACUCCCUUCAGUCGCUGCACACGGUAGAAAGGAAGCACCGCUUUUUGACAUGCAACAAGCAGCCUAGAUUGAUGCAAGAUAGCAAAACGCAAUCACCACGUAGUACUAACAGUGGUGUUGCUUGCCGUAUGCGUAAAACUUACAUGUCCACGUCGCGCACAACACGCAUGCUUAUUUGCAUAUUGUUCCUGUGUAUCGCUGUUGAGCUACCGCACGGAAUAUUAAAUUUGUGCACCGGUGUAUAUGGUGAAAAUUUUGGUGUGCGGAUCUACGAUCAUUUGGGAUCGUUCAUGGAAAUGCUCACCCUUCUGUACAGUUCGAUCAGUUUUGUUCUCUACUGCACCAUGUCUCAGGACUACCUGGAUACUUUUAAGUCGCUUUUUUGCACAUGCUGCGUUAAACACAAUGAUUUUUGCGACGAUCCAUUAUUUCGACAAAAACCAAAGCAACAUUGGAGCAGUAGCAAAUCGCGCAUGAAAAAUGGUUAUCUUGUGGCUUGA